CGUUGAGGAAAGAAGUUUUCUGUUCUGUCGUGUUUGUUCGCAUUUUUAGUACAAAUCUAAAAUGUCUAGCCGUGGUAAAGCUGGAAAAACAAAGGCAAAGGGAAAGUCGUCCCGUUCGUUCAAAGCAGGACUUCAAUUUCCCGUCAGUCGUAUUCAUAGACUCCUGAGGAAGGGUAAUUACGCCGAACGUGUUGGCUCCGGUGCACCUGUCUAUCUGGCUGCAGUUAUGGAAUACCUGGCUGCCGAAGUUCUGGAACUGACUGGGAAUGCGGCACGAGACAAUAAGAAAUCUAGAAUUAUACCUAGACACAUACAACUCGCCAUCCGUAACGACGAAGAAUUGAACAAGCUGCUCCUUGGUGUCACUAUCAGUCAAGGAGGUGUCUUGCCAAACAUUCAAGCAGCGCUUUUACCAAGGAAAACAGAAAAGAAGGCAUAAGUCACACGAUACCCCUAAUUAAAUGGCCCUUUUAAGGGCCACAAA
This is a messenger RNA of Frieseomelitta varia, 484 nucleotides long. RefSeq names its product histone H2A-like. Lineage: Eukaryota; Metazoa; Arthropoda; Insecta; Hymenoptera; Apidae. Bases 62 to 439 code for a protein of 125 amino acids. Gene Ontology annotation, cellular component: nucleosome. The record is from RefSeq and is a predicted model, not a curated record. Gene Ontology annotation, molecular function: structural constituent of chromatin; protein heterodimerization activity; DNA binding. The transcript has a single exon.